Molecule: messenger RNA, 5301 nt
Organism: Equus quagga
Lineage: Eukaryota; Metazoa; Chordata; Mammalia; Perissodactyla; Equidae
Gene: NCAPD3
Product: non-SMC condensin II complex subunit D3
Exons: 36
Coding region: 195-4796 (1533 amino acids)
Biological process (GO): mitotic chromosome condensation; meiotic chromosome condensation
Cellular component (GO): condensin complex; condensed chromosome, centromeric region
Molecular function (GO): histone binding
Source: RefSeq, a predicted model, not a curated record
UUUUAGUUCGGUAAAUGUUAGGCUACCAUCCACAUUCGGAUGAGUACAACGUUCGGUUGCUUCUGACGGGGGGACGGUAGCCCUUUGAUACGCACAGGAAAUGUCGCUUGACGGGGCGAAGGAACGUCCCGGGCGCGCGCGGGAGCGAGCUUUGAAAGUUGACCACCGCGGAGGUGAGCCGGCGCUCGGCGGUCAUGGUGGCGCUGCCGGCCCUUGGGAGCUGCCUGCAGCCGUGGUGCCCGCUGGAUCUCAGCCCGGAAUGGGUAGACACAGUGUGGGAACUGGACUUCACAGAGACUGAACCUUUGGAUCCCAGCAUUGAAGCAGAGAUAGUAGAGACUGGAUUGAAUGCAUUCACAAAACUCUAUGAAAGUCUCUCCCCCUUUGCUACUGAAGAACAUGGAUCUACAGAGAGCAUUUGGACCUUCUUCAUUGAGAACAAUAUUUCUCACAGUGCGCUGGUGGCAUUGUUCUAUCACUUUGUUCAAAGAGUCCAUAAGAAAAACGUCAGUGUGCAGUAUCGAGAAUAUGGCCUUCAUGCUGCUGGGCUUUAUUUUCUGCUCCUAGAAGUACCAGGCAGUGUAGCCAAUCAAAUAUUCCACCCAGUGAUGUUUGACAAGUGUAUACAGAUUCUAAAGAAGAGCUGGCCUCAGGAGUCUAACUUGAAUCGGAAAAGAAAGAAAGAACAGCCUAAGAACUCUCAGGCAAAUCUAAGAGGAAACAGAAAAAGAGGCAAGCCACCCCGGAAAGAGGAUAUUGAGAUGGAUGAAAUUGUGGAAGAACAAGAAGAUGAAGAGAAUAUUUGUUUUUCUACCCGGGACCUUUGUCAAAUUCGAAAUGCCAUCUUUCAACUUUUGAAGAAUUUUUUAAGGCUUCUGCCCAAGUUUUCACUGAAAGAAAAGCCACAGUGUGUACAGAAUUGUAUAGAGGUUUUUGUUGCAUUAACUAAUUUUGAACCAGUUCUUCGUGAAUUGCAUGUUACACAAGCCAGAAACCUUAACCAAGCAAAAUACAUACCAGAACUGGCCUAUCAUGGAUUGUAUUUGCUGUGCUCCCCAAUUCAUGGAGAAGGAGAUAAGGUUAUCAGUUGUGUUUUCCAUCAAAUGCUAAAUGUAAUAUUAAUGUUGGAAGUAGGGGAAGGAUCGCAUCGUGCCCCUCUCACUAUUACUUCAUCAGUCGUCAACAGUAGAAACCAGGCAGUCCAGUUUAUCAGUUCACUUGUGGAUGAACUAAAGGAAAGUAUAUUUCCAGUCCUUCGUAUCUUACUCCAGCACAUCUGUGCCAAGGUGAUGGAUAAAUCAGAGUAUCGGACCUACGCAGCCCAGUCCCUGGUCCAGCUGCUCAGCAAACUUCCUUGUGGAGAAUAUGCCACAUUCAUUGCCUGGCUUUACAGAUAUUCACGAAGUUCCAAGAUCCCACACAGGGUUUUCACUCUUGAUGUUGCCUUAGCUCUCUUAGAACUACCUGAAAGAGAGGUGGAUAACACUCUCUCCUUGGAGCAGCACAAGUUCUUAAAGCAUAAGUUCUUGGUCCAGGAAAUUAUGUUUGACCGUUGUUUAGACAAGGCACCGACUGUCCGCAGCAAGGCGUUGUCCAGUUUUGUACAUUGCCUGGAGUUGUCUAAUACCACUGCAUCAGAGAGCAUACUGGAACUUCUGAUUAACAGUCCUACAAUUUCAGGAAUUGAGAGCCACCCUGAUACCUUACUGAGAAAUUCAUUAGCUUUUUCCUGUCAGAAGCAGACACUUGACCCUUCCAGAGGCUCAGGGGUGAUCAAUAUAGACAACAGUGGUGAAACAGUUGGAUCUGGGGAAAGAUGUAUCAUGCAAAUGCUGAGAAAGAGGAUCCGGGAUGAGAAGACCAACGUUAGGAAGUCUGCGCUCCAGGUAUUAGUGAGUGUUUUGAAACACUGCGACGUCUCCAGUAUGAAAGAAGAGCUGUUAAUUCUGCAGGAGCAGUGUCGUGACCCUGCAGUAUCUGUCCGGAAGCAGGCAUUACAGUCUCUUACUGAACUUCUUAUGGCGCAGCCUAGAUGUGUCCAGCUACAGAAAGCCUGGCUGAUGGGGAUCAUCCCAGUUGUGAUGGAUUGUGAGAGCACUGUGCAGGAAAAGGCCCUGGAAUGCCUUGACCAGCUUCUGCUGCAGAACAUUAAGCAUUACAGUAAAUUUCAUAGUGGAGAUGACAGCCAGGUGCUAGCUUGGGCACUUCUUGCUCUCCUCAGUGCAGAAAGCCAGGGACUGAGCUGCUAUUUAAAUAAGGCUUUUCAUAUCUGGUCCAAGAAAGAUAAAUUCUCACCUACUUUUAUAAACAAUAUGAUAUCCCACACUGGCACGGAACAUGCUGCACCAGCCUGGAUGCUGCUCUCCAAGAUUGCUUGCUCAUCACCCAAGCUGGACUACACCAAAAUAAUAGAGUCCUGGGAGAAAAUCAGCAGUCAGCAGAAUCCCAAUUCAAACACCUUGGGACAUGUUCUGUGUGUUAUUGGGCAUAUUGCAAAGCAUCUUCCUCAGAGCAUGCGAGACAAGGUAACCGAUGUCGUCAAGUGUAAGCUGAGUGGAUUCCAGUGGUCUCUAGACUUGAUCAGCUCAGCCGUUGAUACUUUGCAGAGACUCUGUAGAGCAUCUGCAGAGACCCCUGUGGAGGAGCAGGAAUUACUGCAGCAGGUGUGCGGGGAUGUCCUGUCUACCUGCGUGCACUGCCUUUCCAACAUAGUUCUGAAGGAGGGUGGCACUGGGAAUAUGGAUGAAGACCUGUUGGUGAAGUACAUUUUCACCUUAGGAGAUAUAGCCCAGCUCUGUCCAGCCAGAGUGGAAAAGCGAGCUUUCCUUCUGAUUCAGUCCAUUCUAGCUUCCUCUGCUGAUGCGGCUCAUUUAACGUCAUCUCAAGGUAGCAGUGAAGCCCCUGCCACUCAGCCGCCCUCCCAGCUCAGAGGCUCUGUCAUGCCUUCUGGGGUUAGAGCACAUGCCAUCAUUACCUUGGGCAAGCUGUGCUUACAGCAUGAGGAUCUUGCAAAGAAGAGCAUCCCAGCCCUUGUGCGAGAGCUCGAGGUGUGUGACGAUGUGGCUGUUCGUAACAAUGUUGUCAUUGUUAUGUGUGAUCUUUGCAUCCGGUACACUGUCAUGGUGGACAAGUACAUUCCUAAUAUCUCCAUGUGCCUGAAGGAUUCAGAUCCAUUCAUCCGGAAGCAAACCCUCAUCUUGCUUACCAAUCUCUUGCAGGAGGAAUUUGUGAAGUGGAAGGGCUCUCUGUUCUUUCGAUUUGUCAGCACCCUGAUAGAUUCACACCCAGACGUCGCCAGUUUUGGGGAGUUUUGCCUGGCUCACCUGUUACUGAAGAGGAGCCCUGCCAUGUUCUUCCAGCACUUCAUUGAGUGUCUCUUCCACUUCAACAACUAUGAGAAGCAUGAGAAGUACAAUAGAUUCCCGCAGUCCGAGAGGGAGAUUCGGCUGUUUUCACUGAAGGGAAAGGCCAACAAAGAGAAACGAAUGAAAAUCUACAAGUUUCUUCUAGACCACUUCACAGAUGAACAGCGAUUCAAUAUCACCUCCAAAAUCUGCCUUAGUAUUUUGGCAUGCUUCGCUGACGGCAUCCUGCCCGCAGAUAUGGAAGCCAGUGAGUUACUCUCAGAUACGUUUGAGGUCCUCAGCUCAAAGGAGAUCAAGCUUUUGGCAAUGAGAUCUAAAGCAGACAGGGACCUCAUUAUGGAAGAAGAUGAGAUGGCCCUGGCCAAUGUGGUCAUGCAGGAAGCUCAGAAAAAGCUCAUCUCUCAAGUUCAGAAGAGGAAUUUCAUAGAAAAUAUUAUUCCAAUUAUCAUCUCCCUGAAGACUGUGUUAGAGAAAAAUAAGAUCCCAGCUUUACGGGAACUCAUGAACUAUCUCAGGGAGGUGAUGCAGGAUUACCAGGAUGAAGUCAAGGAGUUCUUUGCAGUUGACAAACAACUGGCAUCAGAGCUCGAGUACGACAUGAAGAAGUACAGUGAACAGCUAGCCCAGGAGCAAGAGCUGGCAAGACAAGCUGAUGUGAACAGGGGGGCUGCAGGUGCUCAUGGGGCACAGACGGUGCAGGUAGAUGAGCGGCCCCCUUCAGUCCACCCUCCUUUCCAGUCUGCUCUCUGCUGUCUGCUUCCCAGCCUUUCUCAAAAGGCACAUGUGAACAGAGGCUGGUCUGAGCAGGUUGCUCUGAGUUUAGAAAUAAUGCCAGUUCCUGCUGGCCAAGAACAUGCCACUGCCUCCGCUGCUCCUAGCCAGCCCUCCACACCUGGGCCCAGCGCUGGCCAAACGCCACCUUCUUCACUUGAAGCUGGGCCCUUGAAGAGGUUCAUGCCCAAGGCCAGGCCCAUGUCCCUGAGCACCAUUGCAAUCCUGAAUUCUGUCAAGAAAGCUGUGGAGUCGAAUAGCAGGCAUCGGACUCGGAGCACAGGAGCGCUGCCUUUCACUUUAAACCCUGGAAGCGCAGACGGGACACGCAGUCACGCAUCUUCAUUCAGCUUGGAGCGAGAGUCCAAUGGAGCUGUUGACCAUCUAACUAAACGAGCAAUCAGCACUCCUGAGAAGACUAUCAAUGAUGUCACAUUUGGAGCAGGAGUCAGCUACAUAGACACAUCUCAGACUCCUUCCUCAGUCAAAGAGAAAAUUGAAGCCCAGAGUCAAGAAAAUGACAUUUUAUGUUUAUCAUUACCUGAUAAACCGCCUCCACAGUCUCAGCAGUGGAAUGUCAAGUCUCCAGCCAGAAAUAAGGACAACACAGCCCCCAGUAGGAGGUCGCUCCGAAAGACCCCCCUGAAAACAGCCAACUGAAACAGUGCGCUCCAGGGGGCAUCGGGAAGGCAGGAGCUGUGAGGGCGCAGCCUUGUUUCCGCGUGGAAAGGCAGGCGCCUCGCUUCCCUCACACCGAGGACGCUCUCGUGCCGUGAGGUCAGAGCUGCCUCUCGUGGUUCCAGCACUCUCUAAUUGUUCACCUGAGGAGCUGGCCAGUCUUCUAAAUUUCUCUUUAUGAAAUAUGUGGUAAAAAAUUGUAAAGUAAUAGAGAAAUGCCUUAGCUAUUUAGUAUUAUUAUUUACUCCAUUUGAAAGUAUCAAGUCCAUUCUGAUAAGCUGUCUUCUGGUCCUUGAGGAACACAGCACGUCUGCUUUCUCUUAUAUAAAUCAUGCUGUUAGCUGGUUUGACUCCUGACAGUACCUGGUUCCCAUCUCUAAUGACAAGAUUUUGAUUGUAAUAUUUUUUCUCCUUAUUUAUAAAUUGUAGAUUUUUCAAAAGUCUACAGCUUUCUAAAACAGAAUAAUAAAGGUUAAGCAUAAAUAUA